AUAUUCGAUUUCAACUCCUGCGAACGGGAACAGGUAAGACCUCGACCUUCACAGUUUACUUAAACGAGGAAGCAGGAAAGUGAGCAAGUCAACACAAAUUUAAGAAUCUGCUUGUUAGCUCUCUUACCGUCACCGCGAUGGAUUGUAUACCUCCGGAAGUAUUACUUCACAUCUUCGAGUUCCUCGAUGGCCCGGCUCCAUCUCAAGUGCGACUUCGCCAUCAGCCGAGCGACGACAUGUUGCAUGUCAAGCCUCAACUUCUACAUGGCCUCAAAAAUGCAUCUCUCGUCUCCAGGGCUUGGCGAAUAUUGGCCCUCCCUAAUUUAUUCCGCCACAUCUUAUGGAGGCCCAAGAUAUCAUCACUUCGCGCCUUUACCAUGAACCCGAUUCCUCUCCUGCAGUUCUUAGAGGAUAAUAAAUUAGAUCGCGGUGUCAUAACAUUCACCCUAAUCGUGGACUUUGUGGACAAGGAGGCCGACGCUAGACAUACGAUGCCCGAAAUACGGACAGUCGAUCUCGAGUGGUUAUGGGAUCAGCUCUUCUCUGUUAUCGAUCCUCUGAGAUUUACCAUCAUUGCACCUCCCACCACGCUUGCUGCGUUCAUGUCUCGUAUGCUCUUCUUAGAUGAUGCCUGGUCCUUCAGUAUUCCCUACCAUAUCCUUUCCCUUGCCCGAACCACAAGGGGACCUGGGCGUGAAAAGCCGGCAGAUGUAUACUUAUCCGAUCUCCAGCUUUCACCGCCGGAACAUGAUACUAGGAGAGCGGCUCAACCUGCAUCGGCAAGUCCCCCUACCGGAAUUCGAUAUAGGAAUCCACCUUCAUGCCCGCUUUUCACUGUUCGUCCGUGGACUUCUAUACUUCUCAACGAAGGUUCAUCCACCAGGGUCUACCGAACAUAUGAAUUCUUCCUACGACGGCCUCCAUCCAUGUUGGGAGCUCUCCUUGGAUGCGAGGAGCACCCCAAUGAUACUCCCCUCGUACCGCCCACCGUUGUUGACUUUAACUACAUUGCCAUAUUUCCCCUCUCCUCUCACUUCGAGGUUCUCGUCCAGCAUCUACCUAAAGUCGAACGACUAUUCGUACAAUUAACACCCGGCCCGGAAAACCUACUCAUAUUGGACGAUGAGGAGAUGCACCAUGUCGACUCAGCCGACCUAUGGAUGGAACGCAACACAGCAUAUAGCUCCCUAAUGCGCGAGCUAACCUUAACGGCUAGUCCCAUGGACCAACCAAGGAAUUGGGCAUCAUUGCAAGUUUUCGAGAGCGGCGACACGGCGGAUAUUGAUGCGUGGAACAUGGCCGUCGAUUUUGUCAAGCGCAGCGGGGUCAAGGAUUGGAAGGUAGAGCGAGAGGGCGUCUUUGUCAAGUACGACGACGAUGGGAAAGGUCCCAUUACUGAACGGGAGAUCGAUGGCCAUAUUGCGGUCGCUAACUCUCCCGAAGGGCUAAUAUUGGAUCAUUAAGGCGGUUCGCGUUCAACGGCGUCGCCCGUUUGCCAUUCUCAAGCAUGUGGCUAUAUAUGCAGAAUGGUCAACCACCCACAGAAUAUCCAACAGUUUAAUUCAAAGUCUUGAAUUUACGACCGGUUAUUACGUCGUGCUUUUUUCUCUGGGAAAAUGGGAAGAAAGCAGCCUCUCCGAGGAUCA
This is a messenger RNA of Annulohypoxylon maeteangense, 1646 nucleotides long. RefSeq lists its product as uncharacterized. NCBI's taxonomy places the organism in Eukaryota, Fungi, Ascomycota, Sordariomycetes, Xylariales, Hypoxylaceae. The record is from RefSeq and is a predicted model, not a curated record. Gene Ontology annotation, molecular function: protein binding. Bases 138 to 1463 code for a protein of 441 amino acids. The transcript has 3 exons.